Molecule: messenger RNA, 1280 nt
Organism: Colias croceus (clouded yellow)
Lineage: Eukaryota; Metazoa; Arthropoda; Insecta; Lepidoptera; Pieridae
Gene: Nplp1
Product: neuropeptide-like precursor 1
Exons: 5
Coding region: 103-1137 (344 amino acids)
Source: RefSeq, a predicted model, not a curated record
UUCCCAUUUCCCGCCAAGAACGCAAAAGUUGACACGACAAAGUUUGGUAAUUGAGGCAUAAAAAGUUUUCAGUUUCUGUGUUUCUGGAAUAUUGUUGACGACAUGAGACUCGGCUACCGGACAAACAUGAAUAGGCUACGUAGUUGCUUCGUCUUAACAGUUUCAGUUAUUCUCGCCUACACAUCAUAUGUAACAGAGGUUAAGGCUCUACCGACUGAAAGCUCAUCAAAUCCAUGGCCCAGUUUCCCUCGCAGAAAUGUAGCCGCCCUUGCCAGGGAUGGUUACCUGAAAAGCAUUUCUAAUGGUUACAAACGAAGUAUUUCAACAUUAGCCAAGAAUGGAAUGCUCCCUACUUAUAGAGCUCCUUACAGUGACUCUGACAAACCGGAGCAAGAAGAUGAAGAAACACAUGAAAAGAGAAAUUUAGCAUCUAUUGCUCGCCUUCGAAGUUAUUCCGCAAUGAAGAGGAACAUCCAAGCACUAGCUAGAGAUGGCUUCCGAUUUGGAAGAACUCAAUACGGUCAACCAAAUGAAAAACGUAACAUUGCUGCUCUGGCACGAAAUGGAUUGAUUCAUAAACGGGACGAAUUAGCGGGAGACGAAUAUUACUAUCCAUUUUACCAGAACUCUGUGCCACCGCUCUCUGAAAUGGAUGGGCCGCUUGACUUCAACGAAAUAUAUGAUUACCAACAAUCAAUCAAUCCAGAUGUCUAUCCACCCUUGCAACAAGUAUUCAAAAGAAGCGACGCCGCAUCAAUUGAUUAUAUGAACAAGUUUGAGAAUGAUGCUGAUGAUGCUAACUGGUACUUUAAAAGGGGAGUAGUUGGCAUGCCCGUGCAUGGACUUUAUCGACCGAUGUUUAUUGAUUCUAACAGCCCAAGGAACAAGCGAUCAAUUUAUUCGAUUCCCGAUGUUAUUGAUCGUAAUGACAUUACCCCUGAUACUGAGGAUUAUGAUUCUGGCAAUGAUGACAAGCGAUCUGUUGGAAGCAUUCCUAUGACGAGAAUUUCGGGUCUGGGGAAUAUCUCCUUGAUUCCGAAGCUAGCACACUCGUCGAUCCAAACGACGCCGACGUACCGCCGCCGCCAGUAUCUGCUCACUCGCACCCGACCGGCCGGUACCUCCACAGAACGUUAAACGACCUCCCGAACGAUAUCCCCAACUCAAUGUCUUCCGCCACGUCUAAUUCCAAAACUCAAAACGACCCUUUCACCAAAAACCGCUGGCAACACAACAAAGCAGCCCCGAAGUACUACUACUUUCGAUCCCUUAAAGUACCA